Ictalurus furcatus (blue catfish) is the source of this 4138-nucleotide messenger RNA. RefSeq names its product syntaxin binding protein 4 (gene stxbp4). The transcript has 22 exons. Bases 208 to 2466 code for a protein of 752 amino acids. Gene Ontology annotation, biological process: insulin receptor signaling pathway; regulation of insulin secretion involved in cellular response to glucose stimulus. Gene Ontology annotation, cellular component: cytoplasmic vesicle. Gene Ontology annotation, molecular function: syntaxin binding. NCBI's taxonomy places the organism in Eukaryota, Metazoa, Chordata, Actinopteri, Siluriformes, Ictaluridae. The record is from RefSeq and is a predicted model, not a curated record.
CAGUGGCAGUGAAGAGAGAGGUAAAGCACACCAUGUGACUGCUGAGUAUCAGGGGAGAUUAGUGGAUAGGUAGGCGCGUGUCUGUAACUGUCUGUCUAGAUUGCUAUGUCUCGGUCAUUUUGGACCGUCCUGAUUUGAACUGUCAUCCCCCCGACCUGGUGAUGAGGUUGCCUCUAUAAUAUUUCAUCAUCUUUUUUUGGACCUGCAAUGCCACUGCUGCCAGAGUCAGUGGAGGCAGAGCACUUUGACGGACUAUCCCUGCUCUACUGGACAAUCAUGGGUCCCCAUGGCAUCAACCGUGCUGUGCAAAGACUGGAAUUCUUAGACUGCAGACAAGGUCUUGGGGUGAAGAUUAUUGGAGGAUACAGAGAGCUAAGUGGUGAAGAGUUUGGGAUUUUUAUUAAGCGAGUGUUACCUGGUGGUCUUGCAGCACAGGAUGGACGACUGAAAGCAGGUGACCUCAUUUUAGACGUCAACAACAUGAAUUUAGCAGGCGUUACAAAUGAAAGGGCAGUGGAGAUUCUGCGCAUGGCAUCAGCCACGAAUCACAUGUCUCUUCUGAUCGCUCGUGAUGAGGAGUCCUGGAGAGAGUUUGUUGAGCUUAUGGAGAAAUAUGGCUCCAACAGCAACACAAGCUCAGGAACAGGCAGGAUUUCUCCUACGCUUCUCUCUACAGGUAAACUGACUGACACUGCAUCAUCAUCAUCAUCAUCCAGAUCAACAAGCCCUAAAGACUGUAGCACAAACCCAAUUACUCCACAGGUCUGCUGCGACUGCAUGAUUCAGCUGAUAUGUGUUGCAAAGGGAACAGGUCUAGGCUUGGUCAUUAAAGGUGGAGCAAACCGUGCAGAAGGGCCAAUGGUGUUCAUUCAGGACAUUAUGCCUGGAGGAGACUGCCAAAGGGAUGGAAGACUAAAAGCAGGAGAUCAACUCAUAUCAAUCAAUAAAGAGUCCUUAAUUGGAGUAACACAUGAGGAAGCAAAAAGCAUUUUAACCAGAACAAAGCUCAGACCUGACCCGACUGUGGAGAUAGCGUUUAUCAGGCAGAGGUCUUCCUCUGGCUCCAGCAGCGGUCCACACAGCCCUAUUUCCCUGCAGCCCCUAUCCACUACAGGCUCUCAGCUCAGACCACUGACCCUUGGCGGAGUAACUGUAACUAUGCCUGGAGGGCUCGUGCCCAAAUUUAAUCCCACUCCUAUCUCUGGAAGUGAGACACUGCCUUCUGUCAAUCUCACACAGAUACGAGCAGUACCGGUGAAAUCGGAGCUUCCUUCAGUCACUACACCUGACAGUGCCUGCACCACAAUGGACAACUCUGCUUUGUCUUCAGAUGCCACUACUGCCUGUAAGUUCAGCACCAUGGUCACCGUCACUCAUCCGAAGCCUUCUUCACUUACAUCUAGCUGCCGUAUCAAACUGGAGAAGCUGGAGCAGUUGUCAUAUCCCCAGGCACUGGAGGUCUUGGGUUUAAAGCUGACGGAGUCUCAGCUCCAGCCACUGAGAGAGAGACUCCAGGUGGACCAAGGAGGAACAGUGGCCUAUGGAGAUUUUGAGACUGUGACGAAGGAAUUCUUGAAGUUGACAAACAAAUCAGGUGUGCAACAGCAAACAUCCAGAGUCACUUCUGAUGAUCUGACUGACUCUUCAUCAAACCCGCAGGUAUCAACAUCUGACUCUGAUGACCUGGAUGAGAUGGAGAGAAUGAGAAAAGAUCACAUUGAAGCCUUAAGAGAAAUAAAGAGACUGCAGGAUAGGGUGGCUGAGUCUGAGAGCCUGUGUCAGGAGAUGCAGCAGGAGCUGACUAAAGUCAAGCAGGAGGCAAAAACGGCUGUGGAUGAGAGAAGAUCUCUGCAGACACAGGUCCAGUUGGCUGAGGCUGCGCAGAAGCAGGCACAGGGGAUGGAGAUGGACUACGAAGAGGUCAUCCACCUCCUGGAGGAAGAGAUAGCAGAGAUGAAGUCUAUGAGAGCAGAAAAGUCAGACCAACUGAAGGAGGAUCAGGAUUUGAAGAAAAGGAUUGCUUUGCUUGAGUGUCAAUUAAGGAAAAGUGAAGUUGCAAAGAAUGGCUUUGAAAUUUCUACUGGCAAACUACUGCACUUUGUGAAGGCCAUUCAAGACUUCCUAACAGAGAAUCAAGGAUCUUUCAGCACUUAUAGUUCUGAAAGUGAGCCAAAGCUGGCUACACUGUCUCCAACUCUGACUACACAAAGUGGGAGGAAAGUGUCUGGAAUGGCCUCCAGGCUGGCUCUGGAGGCUCAGGAGCUCAUUCACACAGUUCAAGCCAUCUUAGAGGUUGAUUGUUUACCCUAUGGCUGGGAUGAAGCAUAUACUGCAAAUGGAGCCAAAUACUACAUCAACCAUGUGACUCAGACAACAUCAUGGACACACCCUGUGAUGAACUCCUUGGGUCUGUCUGAACCAGAGGCAAACAAGCCAACACAGAACUCACCAGAGUCCAAAGGCUAGACCCAAUCUCACAACAAUGGACAUUUUUCUGAAGAUUAUUUGUUUUACAAAACCAAAAAAGACUAAAGCUAUUGCAUUAAAUACAACUUUACAUGUAGGUUAAAUCCAACUCCGAUUAAUUUUACCAGUAUGAAAUCCAAACACAUUUUACAAGGGGGUCCAUGAUUUUCUGGGCCAUAUGAAAAUGCAGACACUGAUAAUUUGUAGUACAGAUCCAGUAACAAGCACUCCUACAUCUGCUUCCACCAAUGCCUUUUUAUAGAUUUUUAAAGAGUCAGACUUGUUUUCUAUUUCAGUCUGGACGGGCAUGAUACUGGAUAUUGCCCAAAGUGUCCACAUAAUUAGCAAAGAUGUAGAUUAACAUUAUUAGCAACUCCUAUUAUGGUAAACAAACAAGACAAAGUCAGUGGUGUUGUCAUUUCAUGACUGUCUCUGAUUUUUUUUUUUUUGGAAGACACAUUGGUGGAGGUGCAUAGUGAUACAAUUUACAUUUAGAACAUUUGGCAGCAACAAUUUCAUAUGUGCUGUCUUUCUGUAGCAGAGUUAUACUGAAGCUCAGAAGUGAUGCCAGAUUGUUAGCAAGUUCCAGAUCUCAGCAGUGUGGCUGUUCACAGUAUCUGUUCUAACACUAUCUACAAUGUCCUACAGGUUGCAGUUAUUCCUAAUUGGAGCUUUAACAUUACGAUUUGUGAAAUAAAUCUAUAUAUACUUAAUGCCAGUCCCCUGGAGAAGACUGGGGAACUGACAUUAAGUCCCCCAUUGUUUAAAUCACAAAACAGACACACACAUUCUACUUUCAGGUGUUCCUCCUUUUCUUCAAUUUCAAGAACUUCCUUUGUUAUUCCACUCUGGGCUUUGCUGUUUUCCAAUUUUCUUCACCAAGUCUCUGACCUAGCCCAUUUACGAUUUUCAUUCUUCAGAAAAUUCAAAUCUUUGAAGUCAAAAUAUGUAUCAUCCUGUCUUGUACCCAGACAGGUCUGUAAGAAAGUAAAGUGAGCUUUGCCAAGUCCUGAUCUUUAAACCUAGUUUAAAUGCAUUAUCUCUGACUGAUAUAAAUGUAGUAUACAGUUAGUUUAGUAAUAAUCUGUCUAUAACAUCUUCAAUGAACAGUGUUUAUUAUUAUUCGACUCUUCUACUGUAGUGGCUCUCGAAAUCUGCUCCAGAGGAAUGGGACACUGUCCACAAUUCACAAUGGCAUGUUAGUUACUUUUAUAUUUCAUUCUUGUGCAGUCUGAUAUUCUCAACACAGCAAAGCAAUACUCGUCUGUUGUUAUCCUAUGUGGCGUUUAUAACUGUUAAGAGGCAUAGCACACAUGUGAGCAUGUGUGGAUGUACCCUUAGCCUUAUGUUGAUAUUUACUGAAAAGUAUGUCUUGAAGGUUUGCUUUGCUAAGUGCUGAUUUAAUUUUAUUAUUUAAAAUAUGCCUAAUAACAGAUUUAGAGUAGAAAUAUAUAUUUAGACAGAUAUGAUACAUAUGAUGAUUAGAUAUGUUCCCUGUUUUAUUUGGGAAUAUAUUCUGAUUUUGUUGUGAUGGAAAUAAAGUACUCCGGACAAGAGAAUAUGAUCAUUUCCAGUUUACUUUUUGUGCCGAGUGUUACGGGUCUAGCUAUUUCUGAGUUGGAGUGUACAGCACAACUCAAUACACCAAAUGCUCAGGGCCAUGUGUAUUGAU